Molecule: messenger RNA, 3436 nt
Organism: Musca vetustissima
Lineage: Eukaryota; Metazoa; Arthropoda; Insecta; Diptera; Muscidae
Gene: Pkg21D
Product: cGMP-dependent protein kinase, isozyme 1
Exons: 8
Biological process (GO): protein phosphorylation
Molecular function (GO): cGMP-dependent protein kinase activity; ATP binding
Source: RefSeq, a predicted model, not a curated record
AAACACCCCUCCCGGGAGUCGUUACAACAUCUGCUAAGUCCUCAACAACAAAGUCAAGAAACUGUCAUAACAUCUCGGGGUGGUCGUGUGGAGAUCAAACAACCGAAAAGAUCUUCCUCGCCCAAUAUUGGUCACUUUCAAGUUCUGGAUGUUGCGGUGCAUCCCGAUAUUCUAGUGAAAAUAUCACCGAAACAUUCUCCCCUCUGUGAACCGAGACGUCCUCAUGAAUCUCCACUAGCUGCCAGGUCAACACAACAGAGAAGGAGACUCUUACAGCGAUCGCAUGAAAUUGAUUCGGGUGGUUCAACAUCAGAAUCAGAAAAAUCCGUAGAAGUCAAAUCGCCAACAGAUUUGAAAUCACCCUUGAGUACCCGAACUCAGGUGGCAAGUCCUUUACUCACAUCGAAAAGAUUACCUCUACAGGCUUCGGUAUCUUCUUCCGCAUCCGAUGAUUCGAAUUUUAAUGCAGCACAAAAAUAUUUUGCCGAAAGUGGUAUACUAGGACCGGUACCCAGUUCGGCUACGAAUCUAAUAAGGAAGACAUCGAAAAUAUUGCAGGACUCGAAUGUUAUUGAACAGAUCCGUAAAACCUCAAUGAUUUUACGUUCGAAUACCGGUGGCAAUACUGGAACAACUAAUCAACCAACAGCCAUAAAUGCAAGUGUAAUGCCAAAGACAAAUAACAACAACAGCAGCAGCCAGAAUACCAAUAACGGGGCCACAAACUACAACAACAACACUGUAUCCUCAACAAACCUUACACUAAAAUUACAAAGCAAUGUCACUUGUGGUGGUGGUAGUGGUGUGAUAACUGGCACUACAUCAUCGACAGCAGCACAAUACCAGCCUGGCCUUAUCUAUUCACCUCCCUCACCCCAAUCACCACACACAAUGGCCACAAAAUGUGGCUUCAGUCCGAAUGUCACGACACAAAGUUGCAGUGUCAUCGAUGACAAGGAUGCACAAAUUAAAAGCUUACAAGGCGAAAUUGUCUCGCUCAAGGAUGUGAUAAAAUCUCGAGAUGCUGAGAUUGUUAAACUGCGUCGGGAAAUACACAAACUGAAGAGCGUUCUUCAACAGACCACAAAUCCCCUACCAUUGGCCCAUGACGAAUUACUGCAGCCACCCUCACCAACAGUGCAUCGUGUCUUUGUACCCCCAGCUCUGCCCAUACAAUGUAGCGAUAUCAGCAGCACCCAUGAACGCCUCUGUGAAAAAUGUAAAAAACUUCUGGAUCCACGCAUCUCUCCCAUACCGGAAUUUGUACCACAAAUACCGACAAGUGAUACCAAAGCCUCUUCCGAUAGUAAUGGCAGCUCUGUUGAUUCCUCCAUUUCCGAACAAUAUCAAUCAUGUCAAUCACGUUCCGCUUCAACGGGUACAACUUCUGAAACCUGGACACCGGCUGAACGUAAUACUGCUGCCUCCAGCGUCGCCCCAGCCGAGGAGGCCACAAAAAUGGAAAAUUCCGAAACAGCAAAUGGUGGCCAUGGCCAGGUGAAAAAUAAAAUCUUAGCUUUAGCUUCUAGCCAGCCGGUGCUCAAGAAACAGGGUGUAUCCGGUGAAAGUUGUGAGACGUCAAUGCAGCAAUCGAUCAAUGUGCCCAUACCGAAAUAUGACAAAGACUUUGCCAGUAAACAGUUGAUUAAGGAUGCCAUUAUGGAUAAUGAUUUCCUCAAGAAUAUCGAUGCUUCACAGGUUAGGGAAUUGGUGGACUCAAUGUAUUCGGUAAGCAUUCCAAAGGGGAAAUUUGUAAUACGCGAGGGGGAGGUGGGAGCCCAUCUCUAUGUUUCGGCGGAAGGGGAAUUUGAGGUGGAAAAGAAUGGCAAGGUGUUGGGUGUUAUGGGUCCCGGUAAGGCCUUCGGAGAGUUGGCAAUUCUUUAUAAUUGUACCCGCACCGCAUCGGUGAGGGUGCUGUCCGAUGCCAGAGUUUGGGUAUUGGAUCGUCGGAUUUUCCAACAGAUUAUGAUGCGUACUGGUAUGCAGCGCAUAGAGAAUAGUGUAAAUUUCUUGAAGUCGGUACCGCUCCUCAAGAAUCUCAGUGAGGAGAUUUUGGCCAAAAUUGCAGAUGUUUUGGAAGUGGAAUUCUAUCCAGCCGGUACAUAUAUCAUACGCCAAGGGGCCAGCGGAGAUACCUUCUUCCUCAUAUCCCAGGGCUCGGUGAAGGUUACCCAAAAAAUAGCACCCUCAGCAGAGGAGAAAGAGAUACGCACCCUGGAGCGCGGUGAUUAUUUUGGUGAGCAAGCUUUGAUCAAUGAAGAUAAGCGUACGGCCAAUAUUAUUGCUAUGGCUCCGGGUGUUGAGUGCCUGACAUUGGAUCGGGAUUCAUUUACCCAUUUGAUUGGUGAUCUCUGUGAGCUGAAGGAGAAAAAUUAUGGUGAUGAAAAUCGCGUGCUGGCCAUGAAACAUGCUGAGAAGACCAAGGAGAUAUUUGGUGCUAAUGUUAAACAGGAAUUCCCCGAUUUACAGUUAACGGAUCUGGAGGUAAUUGCCACCCUGGGCAUUGGUGGUUUUGGUCGCGUGGAACUGGUCAAGGCCUAUCAUCAAAAUCGUGUUGAUACCUUUGCCCUGAAAUGCUUGAAAAAGCGCCACAUAGUCGAUACCAAACAAGAGGAACAUGUCUUCUCCGAACGUACCAUUAUGUUGACCUGUAAUUCACCAUUUAUAUGUCGCCUUUAUCGGACAUUCCGUGAUGAGAAAUAUGUUUAUAUGCUGUUGGAGGCCUGCAUGGGUGGUGAAAUAUGGACAAUGUUACGGGAUCGUGGUAGUUUCGAUGAAAAUGCUGCCCAAUUUAUUAUCGGUUGUGUUCUGCAGGCCUUUGAAUAUUUACACUCGAAGGGUAUCAUCUAUCGGGAUUUGAAACCGGAAAAUUUGAUGUUGGACGAGAGGGGUUAUGUUAAGUUGGUCGAUUUUGGUUUUGCCAAAUACAUUGGCAACAGCUGCAAAACUUGGACCUUUUGUGGCACCCCAGAAUAUGUGGCCCCCGAAAUCAUUCUAAAUAAGGGUCAUGAUCGUGCUGUGGACUAUUGGGCCUUGGGUAUUUUGAUACAUGAAUUGCUGAAUGGAACACCUCCCUUUGCCGCCAAUGACCCCAUGAAGACCUAUAACAUCAUCCUGAAGGGCAUUGACAUGAUUGACUUCCCCAAACGCAUGUCCCGCUCUGCCGUGCAGCUGAUAAAGAAAUUAUGCCGUGAUGUACCUGCCGAACGUUUGGGCUAUCAAAAGGGUGGCAUACAAGAUAUCAAGAAGCACAAGUGGUUCCUUGGUUUUGACUGGGAUGGCCUGCAGAGUCAGCUGUUAAUACCACCAUUUGUGCGACCCAUUGCCCAUCCAACAGAUACCUGUUACUUUGACAAAUUCCCAUGUGAUCCCAAUGAGCCACCAGAUGAGCUAUCCGGAUGGGAUGCAGAUUUUUGAAAACUAUAAAUUGACCAGU